AUGACUGACUAUGAAAAGUGUAGUAGGACAUGCAGAGUUACUUCAGCUGCCACAUGCUACAUUAUGGUGCUCACAAAGAUGAUGAAGAAUAUCUGGAACUUUGGGGCACAUAUGUGGUGUAAUGUCAAGGACAUCCAUGUAUUUGGAUGUGUAAUCUAUGGUGGCAAUGACAAAGCUGCCUGCCAGGCUCAGGGCAUCUUUGCCAGCUCUCCAAUAUGUAUGGAGCAAGCAAGCAAGAGGCAGCCAAGUGUCAUAAGGCUGCUAGAUUACCUGGCCACAAUUGUGAAGCAUGAUCAUAAUUGCCAAGUUCUGCCUCAAGUCUUCUUGCACAAACUAUAUGAAGUGGGUAUCACAAGUGCACAGAGGAAUGUCCCAUGGAAGUCUUUACUGAACCUUCCCUACAUGCACCAGCACACCAUUGUUAAUUGGCCUGCUGCUGUCCCCACUGUCAGCCCAGAUUUCAACAUCAAGGGCCUCAGUGCUGAUGAGCUCCAUGCUUUAGCUGUCCCUUUUCUGAAGGAACAAAUGGGUGCUGAGUUCCAUUCUGAGGUCCAUGCAGAUGAUGAUGGUGAUGAUUCCUUGGUGCUAGUACCCACUGCAUCAUGUGAUCUCAGGGAGUGGACACCCAAGCAGAAGGAGCUAGUUAAGAUGGUUAGCCCAGAGAUGUUUGAAAUCCCACUGCUAGUAAAUACAUUCAACUGA
Messenger RNA from Pisolithus orientalis, 702 nucleotides. RefSeq lists its product as uncharacterized. NCBI's taxonomy places the organism in Eukaryota, Fungi, Basidiomycota, Agaricomycetes, Boletales, Pisolithaceae. The coding region runs from base 1 to 702 and encodes 233 amino acids. The record is from RefSeq and is a predicted model, not a curated record. The transcript is spliced from 6 exons.